Messenger RNA from Nycticebus coucang (slow loris), 2883 nucleotides. It is a transcript of the gene MRPL45, whose product is annotated as mitochondrial ribosomal protein L45. Gene Ontology annotation, cellular component: mitochondrion. Bases 38 to 1021 code for a protein of 327 amino acids. The transcript is spliced from 8 exons. The record is from RefSeq and is a predicted model, not a curated record. Lineage: Eukaryota; Metazoa; Chordata; Mammalia; Primates; Lorisidae.
GCCCUGGAAAAUUCCACUCCUGUGUAAGCUCUGCCCUAUGCGCCUUCUCUGCUACCGUACCUGCUUCACUUGCAGUUGCCAUCCCAGCAGCCUUUGCGUGAGCAAAAUGGCAGCCCCCAUGGCUUGGGAGUUGUCCUUCUUGUCCAGGACUUUGGGCUGGUGGUCUCGGCAGCCUGUUCUAGUGACUCAGUCCAUAGCUGUAAUUCCAGUAAGAACUAAAAAACGUUUCACACCUCCUACUUAUAAAUCUAAAUACAAAACAGAAAAAGAGUUUAUGGAACAAGCCCGGAAAGCAGGAUUGGUCAUUCCUCCAGAACGUUUGGAGCGUCCCAUACAUCUGGCCUGUACAGCUGGUAUCUUUGAUGCCUAUGUUCCUCCAGAGGGUGAUGCUCGGAUGUCUUCUCUUUCAAAGGAAGGACUGAAACAGAGAACUGAGCGAUUGAAGAAGAAAGCGGCAUCACAAUUGUCAUUCCGGAAAAUAAAAGAAUAUGAUGUUGAUUUUAAAAUUAAGGACUUCCCUGAAAAAGCAAAGGAUAUCUUCGUGGAAGCUCACCUUUGUCUGAACAACUCAGACCAUGACCGGCUUCAUACCUUGGUAACUGAACGGUGUUUUCCGGACAUGGUCUGGGACAUCAGGUAUAAGACUGUCCGAUGGCGCUUUGUGGAAUCUUUAGAGCAACCUCAGGUGGUCCAGGUUCGCUGUUCAAGUCUGGUGAAUCAAAGCAACUUGUACGGCCAGGUCACUGUCCGCAUGCAUACCCGCCAGACUCUGGCCAUCUAUGACCGGUUUGGACGGUUGAUGUAUGGACAGGAAGAUGUACCCAAGGAUGUCCUGGAGUAUGUCGUGUUUGAAAAGCACCUGACAAACCCCUAUGGGAGCUGGAGAAUGCAUGGCAAGAUUGUUCCCUCAUGGGCACCCCCUAAGCAGCCUAUCCUUAAGACGGUGAUGAUCCCUGGUCCCCAGCUUGGGGAAGACCAUGAAGAAGCACAAGGAGAGGCCCAUAAGCCUCAGCUAGUCUGAUGGCAAAUACGACUCUCGGAGUAAAGCAUGGGUGAUGAGGCUGCUGGGAGCUGAGAAAUCAUUCAUCUCCAUUGUGCUCUAAGAGGAACUACCUUUGUUUUCUCCAGGCCUGCUUGAGUCUUUUCAACAGUCUUAUCCUGAACAACCAUGGCUGAUGGCUGGGCCCAGGUGGGCGGCAGGGAUGCUCAGCCCUGGACCUUCUUCUUUUGCAAUUGUACAUCUAACUUCUGAGUCUAGAUGAAAGGCAGUAUGUUUCAGAGAAUAUCUAUACCAGUUUUUCCCACAGCAGGAAGUGAGGGAACAGAACAGCAGCACUCUCUUCUACUCACAGGGCAGGGAUCAAAGUUUGAAAUAAAACACUGUCAGAGUGUUGAAAAAGUUUUGGUGGGUUCUGUUCAUUCCCCUGGCUCAGGCUGGGAGUAGACCAGCCUUUGAAUAGCACAAGUGGAAGAUGAGCUUACUUGUGAGUGACAGGACUUCUCAGGAAAUCCAGACUUGGGAAGAAUAAUUAGUGUUUAUAAAAUAUUUAAGAAGACCUUUUUUUGUAGAAUGACUUACUGAUGACUCAGCAUUUGUGCUUCAUUAGAAGAAUAUAAACCCAGAGAAAUAAUUUAUCCCUCAGCCUUUGAUGGUAUCAUUAAUUAUUAGCUGCAUCCUGGUGUGACCCCAGGAAGUAUGGUGGGAGACAGGGGCCAUGGAUGGCUUGCCUCCUUGGGAAAUUCACCUGCAAGACUUGGUUCCCCGAUUUCUAGUGGAUAUGGUGACUCUUCUUUCUAGUCCAGUAUUAUGAAGGUACAUGUACCAGAGUAUGAAUACCUGUGUAGAGUAGAAUAGCUCAGCCCUUCCUUGUUUAGCUCCAUCUGGGAUGUUAGGAGAAGGGAGUGGGACUUCACAUGCUUGUGUGUCCAAGGUCAUCUGACUAUGACAAGGGAAGUCACUGUACCAUCAACAAGCUUAGCUCUUAGUACUAUUGCUUUUAUCAGUCCAGUAUAAGCUCCCCUUAGAACACAGGACCUUAAUUCUUCUAUUUUCUCUUUCUCAAGCUUAGAAUUUGUUUUAAGGAAUCUGUCACUUAAAGUAAGAAAGAAUUAAUCUCUAGUGACCUUGUCCAGAGAGAAGAACCUGGCAUCAGGUUAAGAAUAAAUAACCAGUCUCUCUAAGCUAUCAUCUCAGCAAAGCAGCAAACAAGUGAGGCUUCACUGGGGAAGACUGGUUUUUUAGAGGAGCUGUUGAGUGCUGACUGUAGAAGCAAAGAUAAUCUAUGCUGAGGGAACAGACAGUGCUGGUGGGUUAACCCAAAGCAACCCCUCUUAAUCAUGCUACUUAGUCUCAACCCUUUUUUUUUUGUAGAGACAGAGUUUCACUUUGUGGCCCUCGGUAGAGUGCUGUGGCAUCACACAGCUCACAGCAACCUCCAGCUCUUGGGCUUAAGCGAUUCUCUUGCCUCAGCGUCCGGAGUAGCUGGGACUACAGGCGCCCGCCACAAUGCCCAGCUAUUUUUUUGUUGCAGUUUGGCCGGGGCCAGGUUUGAACCUGUCACCCUCGGCAUAUGGGGCUGGCACCUUACCGACUGAGCCAUGGGCGCCACCCAACCCUUUUGUUUUAAAAUGCACAUCAGUUUGCAGCAUUACUGCCCAAAUGAGGUUUGGUCACAUCCUAUUUGCCUGAGCCCUGGAUUAAGGCAAAAUAAGGGAAGUACUUUUGAGCUGGGGAGUACAGAUGAAGGGCAGGUAAUCCUAGCAAGAUAGGGAAGCAAAGAAACAAAAAACCCACACUUGGUAGGCAAAUAAUACAGUAAAUGAUUUCUUUAAAUAUGUAAAAACAGUGGUUCAAAUAAACUAUUUCAUACCACUGCCCUAGUU